AACAAAAGAGAGUUGGUCCUCGUCCAGAUGAUUCACAUCCUAUUGAUAGAGACGGACCUUUUCGAGAACAAUAUUGAAACCAAUAUCGCGGAUCGUAAAGACCAGAAGCAGAAGAUUCGUCAUUUCGCCACAGCGGUUGCAACGCUGUGGGCCGGUAUCUUUAACAAAGGCAAGCACAUUUUCGAUGUGGUCAACAUCAGCGGCGCAAGUCUAAGCAAGUACUCCGAGUCGAUGGAGCGCGUAUACACCCCAACCGAUCAAGCU
Molecule: messenger RNA, 264 nt
Organism: Exophiala aquamarina CBS 119918
Lineage: Eukaryota; Fungi; Ascomycota; Eurotiomycetes; Chaetothyriales; Herpotrichiellaceae
Exons: 1
Source: RefSeq, a predicted model, not a curated record